GCGUUUCGAAUUUGUAAUUACGUUCGUAAUUCGUAAAUCGUAAUACGAAGUUGUAAUUUGUAAUACUUCAAACACUCAAUAUCCUCCUCGCCUCCUCUGUGUUUAUCUCAUCCAGUUUUGCUUCGUGAGUCAAGCGCAGUCGCCAUGAAGGCGCGGAGGAGCUCGGGCCUGCGGUACCGACCGUACGCCCGCAGUACGUCCAUCCACCACUCGGACCCGGAGGUCAUCUGCGACGACGACGAGCUGGACGACACGAUCGUGGUGGUGUACGACCGGCGGCGCCACCAGGCCGCGCCGGCCGCCCCCGCCAGGGGCCCCGCCGCCGGUCGGAAGGAUGGCGGAGCGGGCGCGGCGGCGGCGGCUUCUUCAGGGACUCCUGCCUCCGCGGCGCCGCCGCCGGCGGGCGGGACGGCCACCAAGUCGCAGCUGGAGUUCUCCCCGUGGCGGGUGUCGCGGAUCCCACUACCGGCCGACCCCAACACUCCGGACCACUCCAAGACGCUGUGCGCCAGCCCCGCCGACGCCGCCACCUCGGGACACAAGGCGGCCGCUGAGCUGACCGUUGACGAACUAUUCAGUCCCUUCUCGGGAUCCCCGGUCGUGCGGAACACUGACACAGGCACGGUGAAGAAGUGGAAGCGGAAUCGUCGGAAAUCUCGCCGCGGGAAGGGUCCGAUCACCUCGACGCCGGCUCCGGGCGCUCCUGGCGGCGCUCGCGGCGGCACGGGCUCGGCGCCGGCCACACCGGCCCUCCGCCCGCCGGACGUCAGUGAGGUGCGUGAUGUCACACCCUUUGUGAUCACACUAGACGAAGAUCCUACUGUAUUAGAAGUAACGGAAGUACGCCGUGUGGUGCGGCAGACCACGCCCUCCGAGAAACGGACGGUCAGGACGGACCUGAGCGCGGAUGUGAUGCUGCUCGACACCUCCUCUGAGAGGACGCCGGCACGCCGCUUGAAGGCCGCCAAUCUGUCCAAGAUGCGGCCGGGGCGAGUGGGUACCAGAUCGCCGGGGGGACGGGUGACCAAGAAGUCUCCAGCACAGCCUGCCAGAAAGUCUCCAGCACAGCCUGUCAGAAAGUCUCCAGCAAAGAAGUCUCCUGCGGCCAAGGGCAAGACGGCGGCUGGUACGGCCGCCCCGGCCGCUGACCUCGAGAGCUCCCUGGAGGAGGGCGAGCUGUCCCGCACCCGCCACUCCUCCAAUGACAUCACGGUCGUGCAGGUGAAGCCGCUGCGCCGCACCAGCAGCACGCAGCGGCGCCUCCAGGCCGUGAAGAAGAUGGCGGUCCGCACGCUCAGCCGGUCGCAAGUCAAGACGCCGAGCAGGCCGGGAAAGUCGGGCAGGUCGCAACGGUCGAAAAGGUCCGACAGGCCAAGGGAUCACCGCAGUCAGCGAAACCUGAAGGGACCGAAUGAGCGGGGGCCAACACGCUGGAUGGUGGACCGGCGUGGCAGCAGGUUCGCCGCUCCUCUUGGAGCCACCUCCGACCAGCCCAUCAAGUUCGCGCCCGACUUUUCCGAGUCGUUCGCGCGUAUGGUGUCGGAGCGGCCGAAGCGACCCGUCAUUAUCGACGGACCCAACGUGGCCUACGCCCACGGCCGGAACAAAGUCUGCUCGUUCCGCGGCAUCAAGAUCGUGCUCGACUACUUUAAGAACCUGGGCCACCGGUGCACCGUCUUCAUCCCGAGCACUUUCAUCAACCGUGCCCGGACCCAGGAGAAUGAGAAGCUGCUGGAGGAUCUCUACCAGACGGGCGAGCUGGCCUACACACCCAGUCGCUACAUCCGUGGGCGGCUCGUCACCAGCUACGAUGACAGGUACGUGGUGAUGUACGCCACGCGCGUGGGGGGUGUCAUCAUCUCCCGCGACCUCUACCGCGACGUGGCGCAGGAGCGGCCCGACUGGGGCGACACCAUCGAUAACAGGCUGCUGAUCCCCACGUUUGUGGGCGACCAGCUGCUGCUGCCGCCGGACCCGCUCGGCCGAGACGGGCCUGGCCUGCUGGAGUUCCUGAGGUUCCCGCCGGGCAGCUGUCAGCUGCUCGGUGACCAGCCGGCGCCCUGGGCCCAGCCGUGACGGCUAGCCGUGACAGUCGCCGUGACGGUCGCCGUGACGAUCACCGUGACGAGGUGAGGUACAACUAACGCCCCGUGACGCACAGCGGCCGCCGAGAGUCAGAGCUCAAGUGAUCUGUUCGCAGAAGUAGUGACUGAAAUGUGAACGCUACGGUGUGGUGCUCCGAUAAGGGAGGCUCGGGAGGAUCUUGUGUGGAAGACGGGCUGUGAGUGCGCUUACAGACUUCAGAGACUGACAAAGGCGAGACGAGCUACUUCUAAAGACAGUGGCGAGGUAGGGCCUGUGAUUCCUGGUUUGUCUGAAUGAAGUGCGUUUGUGAAGUUGACAAGAUCGACUGGCAGGUGGCUCAUGGGUAUGGAACGUCGCGUAUGGCUGUCACUGCCAUUGUGUGGUUUGGGUGUCCGUUCAGCGGACUGUUACUGCCAGGGACGGUCUGUGACCACUUUCAUCGCCGUAUGACCACUUGGGGACGGCGGCUGCUACAUCAGACACUAGCAACUAGUGCGCCUUUUCCGAUAAGUCAGACAAUAACAAGUAGGUCGCUCAUGUGAUCGGUUUGUUCAUGCAUAAUUACUGAUACAUCAUACGCGUCCCGAAUGUGUCAGUAUAUUCCCGAUAGGUUUCUGUAGUACUGACGGAAGACGAACCACAACAGACGCAACCGAGGGUUGUCGUGUCGCGCCAUGCAGCGGCGGGAGGCUUCCUGCUCGCUGGCGGCUCCAUGUCAGAUAGGGACUCAGUUGAUUGGGGUCCAUCCUGUGCGCUGAGUGCUCAGCUACGGGGUGGUUAUUUGAGAAGGAAAUAAAGUAACACGUGGUUGCCGCGAUUUAUUUACAGUCAUAAGAGUAAACUGACGUAACAUUGGAAAGGCAAUUGUUGGACAUUUGAUGUGAAACAAAAAACAAAAUCGCUCCACUUCUCUUACACUCAGAGCGGGCGCUCAAAAUGAUCGUUCUGUUUCGGGCAGUGAAGCUCGGCUUGGCUCCGGGCGCAGUGUGCCAUUAGUCGCAGCUGUGCCUCACUGAUGUUACGGGCAAAUUAAUCCGCCAUGCCCUUCAGUUGCUUCAAUGAUGGGAACCUAUGGCGAACCACUCGUCCUAAUAUUGUUGCUAGAUACCUUAGUUGAGACAAGUCGGGGCGGAACUACGCGAAAUCCAGCAAUGUUGUGUGACUGCGCGAGAUCCAGCAGCCACUCCAGUAAUGACUGGCUGACGGGGGAACAGCAAUGUUGCCCUGUUCCUCCGUCAGUCACUCCCUCAAACCAAACAUUGGCCAACGAGCAAGCAUUUAUCGUCGAUGUUGCCCUCUUGGUAUCACCUUUGUACUGUGAUUUUUCUUGAAUAAGGCAAUUUGAUUAAAAAUACCGUGAUGAAUACCUCAGUCCCUAAUCCUUGAGGUGACAAGGGUAUGAUGGAUAAAUUUGUCCGCAACAUCAGUGAGGUAGAGCUGCGACAAAUGGCACACCACGCCCGGAGCCGAGCCGAGCUGCGCUGCCCGAAACAGAGCGGUCAUUUCGAGCGCCCUCUGAGUGAAAGAGAAAUGAAACGAAUUUGUUUUUUGCUUCGCAUCAAAUGUCCAACGAUUGCCGUUCCAAUGAUGUGUCAGUUUACUCUUCUGAGUGUUAAUAAAUAGUGUUAAUCACACGUUAUUUUAUUUCAUUCACAAAUGAUCACCAUGUAGAUAUUGAUAUGAGUGAGUGAUUCUUUGUUAGGACGGCGAGUCUUCACCCGCAGUGAACAAUGAGAGUGUCUUGAGCUGAUGAGCUGAGCAGUAUUGGCACAAAAGCUGCCAGCAAUGACCCAGCUCCAAAACCACAGUGCAAAGUACAAGCUAAUUGUCCGAUUGCUUGCAUUGUUUGAUGUGGGACCGAGUUUUGUAGUUUUGCUUCGUGGUGUUCCCUGGGAGGGGUUUGUGUUUCAAGGAACUGACUGAUGUGUGGUAAUUGCUUAGCCAUUGGUCGUGAGUCUGAGUUGUUAGUCUGUCUCUGCGCUCACAAAAAUGUGCCUUACAUACAGUUUUUUCAUUGCUGCUCCGCCGUUUUGAAAAAUAUUUCAAUAAACUGUUUUCGUAUUUUGUUGA
This is a messenger RNA of Amphibalanus amphitrite, 4155 nucleotides long. Its product is annotated as NEDD4-binding protein 1-like. The coding region runs from base 145 to 2076 and encodes 643 amino acids. Lineage: Eukaryota; Metazoa; Arthropoda; Thecostraca; Balanomorpha; Balanidae. Gene Ontology annotation, molecular function: RNA endonuclease activity; mRNA binding. Gene Ontology annotation, cellular component: cytoplasmic ribonucleoprotein granule; nucleus. The record is from RefSeq and is a predicted model, not a curated record. The transcript is spliced from 7 exons.